ACUUCAGCCAACUUCGGGAAAAUGUGUGGAAUUCCGUUUCCGCUUUAGGGAGUGGACGGUGAUUUUUUUUUAACUUUACUUUCCAAGCAACUUUUUAUUUCCACCUCAAUUUGGACAGUUUUGCGUUACCUGUCCCGGAUUAAAGUAUCGUAACGAGAAUGGCUUCUUCUCCUCAGAAGUCCCCGUCCUCCCCGAAAUCUCCGACGCCCAAAUCACCGUCCUCCAGAAAGAAAGAUGACUCUUUCCUGGGGAAACUUGGUGGAACUUUGGCAAGAAGGAAAAAGGCGAAAGAAGUGUCUGAGCUUCAGGAAGAGGGGAUAAAUGCCAUCAACCUUCCUCUUAGCCCCUCCCACUAUGAGCUGGACCCUGAGGACACCAUGCUGGAGGAGAAUGAAGUGCGUACCAUGGUGGACCCCAACUCUAAGAAUGACCGCAAACUGCAGGAGCUCAUGAAGGUGUUGAUCGACUGGAUAAAUGAUGUUCUGGUGGGGGAGAGGAUCAUUGUGAAGGAUCUGGCUGAAGAUCUGUAUGACGGGCAGGUCCUGCAGAAACUAUUCGAAAAGCUGGAAGGUGAGAAGUUGAACGUGGCAGAGGUGACCCAGUCGGAGAUCGCCCAGAAACAGAAGCUGCAGACUGUUUUAGAGCGCAUCAACGACUCGCUCAAACUCUCCACCAGGAACAUUCGCUGGAAUGUCGACUCGGUUCACGCUAAGAGUAUAGUUGCCAUCCUGCACCUGCUGGUGGCGCUGUCGCAGCACUUCAGAGCCCCCAUCAGAUUGCCAGACCACGUUUCUAUUCAAGUAGUGGUCGUCCAGAAAAGAGAGGGCAUCCUUCAGUCCAGACAAAUUCAAGAGGAAAUCACUGGUAACACAGAGGCUUUCUCUGGCAGACAUGAGCGUGACGCCUUCGACACCCUGUUUGACCAUGCUCCAGAUAAACUGAAUGUUGUCAAAAAGACUCUGAUCACAUUUGUGAACAAACACCUGAACAAGCUCAACCUGGAGGUGUCUGAAUUGGACACACAGUUUGCAGACGGGGUUUAUCUGGUGUUGCUGAUGGGCCUGUUGGAGGGAUACUUUGUGCCGCUCUAUAACUUUUUCCUCACGCCAGAGAAUUUUGACCAAAAGGUCCACAACGUGUCAUUCUCCUUUGAGCUGAUGCAGGACGGAGGACUGGAGAGACCAAAGCCCCGACCAGAGGAUAUAGUGAACUGUGAUCUUAAAUCAACACUGCGCGUCCUCUACAACCUCUUCACCAGGUACAGGAACGUAGACUGAGCACCACUUAAUGCCAUGGACCACAUGUUGGAGCUUAUGUUUUCCCUUCUAUCUGUUGUACCUUCAUGUAUCUGAGCGCAUGCGUCACACGUCCCCGUUGGACAAUGUACCACACAAAUCUGUAUUCGUUUUACAUUCCUGCAUUCGGCUUGUGUUUCUUUUUAUUGUAUAUUGGGUUUUGCUAUAAAGUCACGGACAUCUAUGAACUAAAUAAGAGAGCCAAUUUUAACGUUUAGUUAUGCCAUUGUAAUGAUUUUUGUCCCCCUAUCAUGAAAGGGAGAUUUUAGAUAAAAGUGUUGACUUUUGUCUUUUUAAAUCAGAAAAGAAAAGUUUGAACUGUAUUUAUUGUACAUUUUGAUACACUUGCUCUUUCUUACUCACGCCACUCUCGUUUAUAUCAUUCAUAAGUGCCUUUAUGGAAACAUGUGCACACCACAGUUGUCUUAACGUUCCAGAUUUCCUUUGCAUGCUCUGUUGUGCUCGCACUGUAAAACAUAUAAAGGCCUUACUCAGCAGCCAAUCACUGUCUUGUGUUUUAUUGAGAUCAAAAACAUCAACAAUAUAUAAUCAUCAUAAUCAUUGUUUUGUGGUUUAAUACGUCAAAUACAUCUUAUUCUGAAUGAAGUUUUAUGUUGGAUUUCUCUGCAAUUGAAAUGAAAAGUGUCUGAAUAUAUUAAAUGUAUCUUAUGUUCUACUUUCAAGGCAAUUUCACUUUUUCAAACCACAAAAGCAGUAACCGUCUGUGGGUGAAGCUGCCAACACUUUCUCCAUCAUGUAUCUGUUUAUGUUUUAAUACAUUAUAUUCAAUAAAUCCUUCAGUCCCUGAA
Molecule: messenger RNA, 2104 nt
Organism: Cottoperca gobio
Lineage: Eukaryota; Metazoa; Chordata; Actinopteri; Perciformes; Bovichtidae
Gene: parvaa
Product: parvin, alpha a
Exons: 13
Coding region: 159-1277 (372 amino acids)
Biological process (GO): cilium assembly; establishment or maintenance of cell polarity regulating cell shape; actin cytoskeleton organization
Cellular component (GO): actin cytoskeleton; focal adhesion; cytoplasm
Molecular function (GO): actin binding
Source: RefSeq, a predicted model, not a curated record